Molecule: messenger RNA, 1087 nt
Organism: Eruca vesicaria subsp. sativa (arugula)
Lineage: Eukaryota; Viridiplantae; Streptophyta; Magnoliopsida; Brassicales; Brassicaceae
Source: the annotation of a GenBank genome assembly
CCUCUUGUCUCUCUCUAUCUCCGCCGCUAAGGAUGAGACAAGCGCCGUAACGGGAUGUCCUCACCAUAAACGCCGUUAAAUCCCAGUCCGUGUCAACACGUGCCAUUAGCAAACGGAAGAUUCAAAAGUAAAAUAAUAUUCCGUUUAAAUGUCUCUGGAACAACAACAGUUGGGGUUAGGAGUGACCACCGUCGACGGUAACGAUAACGGCGGAGAGAAUAGUGCGCCGUCUAACGAACUCGGAGAAGACAUCGUCAAGACGGCGAGACUGCCACGCUGGACGAGGCAAGAGAUUCUGGUGCUGAUUCAAGGGAAGAGAGUGGCGGAGAACAGAGUCCGGCGAGGGAGAGCUGUGUCGUCGGGACAAAUGGAGCCGAAGUGGGCUUCUGUUUCAUCUUACUGCAGACGUCACGGAGUUAACCGGGGGCCGGUUCAGUGUCGGAAAAGGUGGAGCAAUCUCGCCGGAGAUUACAAGAAGAUUAAAGAGUGGGAGUCGAAGGUGAAGGAGGAGACUGAGUCUUAUUGGGUGAUGAGGAACGAUGUUCGUAGAGAGAAGAAGCUUCCUGGUUUUUUCGAUAAGGAAGUGUAUGAUGUUGUUGAUGGCGGCGUGGUUCCUCCUCCUCCUCCUCCGGCUCUUUCGCUUGGUUUGGCUCCGGCGUCGACGGAGGCGACGCCGGAGGGAGUGUUGUCUGAGUUGGAACUGAGAGAACCGGCUGCCCCUAAGUCACUUCAGGAUGUUAUAGACAAAGAGAAGCAAGCAGCGCGUGGGGCAGAUGAUCAAGGUAGAGUGAAAGAGAGAGAUACAGAAGCAGCAAACCCGGAAGCUGGAUCAACGUCACAGGAGGCUAGAAAGCGUAAACGAACAUCUGAUAGUGAAGAUGAAGAAAAAGAAGAAGGGACAACGAGCAUGCAGAACCAGUUGAUACAGAUACUGGAAAGAAACGGACAGUUAUUGGCGGCACAGCUUGAAGUUCAGAAUACAAACUUGAAACUAGACAGAGAGCAAAGAAAAGAUCAUGGUGAUAGCUUAGUUGCUGUUCUUAACAAGCUUGCAGAUGCUGUGGCUAAAAUCGCAGAUAAAUUGUAG